Messenger RNA from Tuber aestivum (summer truffle), 241 nucleotides. The record is from the annotation of a GenBank genome assembly. Lineage: Eukaryota; Fungi; Ascomycota; Pezizomycetes; Pezizales; Tuberaceae.
AGCGCACUGUGGGGCGUACGGGUGCCCAGAAUGCGGCCACUCAAUCUGUUUCAUUCUACCUUUGUUGCAAAAUCCCUCACUGCUCAUGUAUUCGAACUGAUUUUUAUGACGGUGUUGAUAAGAGCUGAUUCAAGUGAGAACCUCUGGCCCCACCCCGCAGAGAGAUCAUCUCAUCCCACAAAAACCAAGGGUGGCAGAGUGCGAAUCCCUGGAGUCAAGGGAGAAGCAUCGGGAUACUGUA